Molecule: messenger RNA, 6912 nt
Organism: Schistosoma rodhaini
Lineage: Eukaryota; Metazoa; Platyhelminthes; Trematoda; Strigeidida; Schistosomatidae
Source: the annotation of a GenBank genome assembly
AUUUGGCGCUGAAUUUGGUUGGCCCAUCAAUGCGCGUUAUUUGUUUUGACUACGGAAUUUGUAUAUUUUGCUUUUGUUAGUUAGAUGGUAAUCUAUGAACCUUUGAACCACAUUUUGAAGGAGGUGGUCUGCUUCACAUUAUGAGCAGUGUUCGGCCGAUCUCUUUCACAGCUGCUAAAUUGCUAUGGGACCCAGAACUAAAUCCAUCUUGUCGAACUCCUUUAUAUCGAGUUGAUGGCAUUGUAGAGGGGCGAAACGAACCAGACCCAGAUCCAGUGGUUGAUCCUAGACGCCCUUUGCACUUUAGAAAUUUUUGCAAGAAAACGAUUGUUGAUCUCCCGAUCCCGAGUUUCAAGAUCGAUUUAUAUUACGUGGGUGAAAAACCAGAAAAAGAGGUCACUUUCUCAAAUCUUAAUGAUAACAUCACAUUUAAGAACCUAGAAGACAUGUGUCGUAAAUUCGGUACGAUUAUAGAAGCGAAAAUAUACUAUCAUCCAAAAUCACAAUGUCACCUUGGUAUCGGAACCGUUGUAUUUACAUCUUCUAAAAGUGCAAGAGCAUGUGUGGAACAUCUUAACCAGACAUCAAAGAUGGGGAAUAUAAUGACCGUGCAAGUGGAUCCUUUUGGUAAAAUUAGAAUCCGGUUGAUUGCUGAACAAAUGGCUGAUCUUCUGCCUUCAAACUCUUGUGGUCAAUUCCAACUCCCAGAAAAAUCUUUUGCUAAUCAGAUACACAGCCACAUACCUUCUGAUUUCUCAUCACAAGGUUCCUCGAAUUGUGAAGUUAGUUCACACAAUCCCACUCCACGUCAGUCCCAUACGUCCUCAAAUCUUAGCGAUCACAAAGCGGUCGAAACUUUGCCACAACCGCAUUGCAUGACAACUUUCAAAUCUCACUUGUUUUUCAAAGCAUCUGAUAAGCAAGAAUCGGACUUAAAAACACAUUUACGUCCUGACAAGUCGGCAUGUGUUCUGAACGACGGUGAUAUUUCAGAAAUAUCCUGUGCCGCGACCCACUGGCAUCGAGAAGCUUCGUCUAAUUUAAAUAUUGACAAAAGUACUUCAGGUGUUUUAGCAGACCAACAUACAUUGGGACUUGAAGCCAAUACAUGUGUUUCUAAAAAGCUUUCUAGCCAACAAGAUGAUGCAAAACUUCAUGAAUCCCGUUAUUGCGAAGAAUCUCUUGAAGCUCGCAUACAAAAAUUGCUUAAACUGAAUUGUGUGAAACCAGUUCCCGAGUUAAAGGAUACUCAAAAUACCCCAGUGGUUUCAGAUAGUAACUCGAAGGUCACUUGCAAUCUUCCAGUCUCUUCAGAAGCAUGUAUUUCGACCAAUGUACGUAUCAAGUCGGAUGAUUUAAAACGGUUUGAAAGCCCUUCAAAUCAAGUGAUUCAGAAGGGAAACACGCAUUUUGAUUCAACGAAAAAUACACGAGUAGUAACAAGCCCGUCAUCCAACCGUCGCACUCUUUUACCUACUCCUGAUGGAUCAAUUGAGAAUACCAAGACUUCUUUGUUCAACUUUCAUCGUCCGCCUCUCUUAAAAACUCCUUAUAAACCAGUGGAUGUUCAAGAAGUAAUAAGAAUAAUCGAUGACGUUCAUAUGGUUUUUGUGGAUGAGUUGCGAGGAAUCAUACAUCGGGAUAUAACCCGAAAGCUUGUUGAAGGUCAGGCAUUUAAAUUAUUUUCCGAUUGGUGGGAUUCAAAAGGACAAGACUGCAAACAAAAUCAUGCCAGUAGUCAUCACAAUACUAAAGAGGAGAGUGUGAGUAGUCAUUCUGUAGACCAUCCAAAUACAUCUCAUGAUUCUACCGUUCCAUCAUAUCAAAACCAAAGUGUUAGUGCGAACAUGUCUAAUUCCUCAUUUGCUCCUACUUCAGUUUCUUCUAGUAUUCCUGUGUCAACCAUGUCUGACAGUAACUCCGUAUCUUCGAACUUUAAACUUUUUGGUUUGGGUAUGUUUACAACCUUAAGAUCUGCUUUACCAAAAAUUAAACGCAAACCUCGUCUACCAAGUCCUGGACCCAUACCUUUAAACAUAGUAGCUUCCACGUCAAAGACUGAGUCUCUUACUAUCUGUCAAGAUGAACAAAAUGUAAAUUUUAGGAGUAAAACUGACUUAAGGCUAGAAGGAUCACCUGUUUGGAAAAAUCGUGGUUCUCUAAUGCAAAAAGCAAGUAACACAUCAAGUUCAGACGAGAAUAAUGGUGAAGUUAAUAUUCGUGGUAAAAUCUCUGAAUCUUCAGGUAGUGAAAGUUCCAUGGAACAAACAGAUCAAAUAACUAGUGAUCGUGUACGAAACCGUUGCAGCUCAAAAGAACAUCAGGAUAAGCAUAGAUAUCAUCACGUUAGAAAACGCUCUGGAACUUCAAGGUUAAAUGACAAGUAUGAAUAUGCUCGGUCACAGUCUAAAUUUCCUUCAAAAUCAAGUCAUUUUUCUGAAAAUAUUCGUACAAGCGAUUAUACUUCAUCGGAUAAUGAUAGUGAACACAUUUCUCCUUCAAAAUCCCUUCAGCAUAUUAAGUCCCGUAGGGAACAUGCGCGUGUUUCAGAUGUAUUUUCAAAAAGCGAUUCGAAAAGUCCUGUUGGAUCGAGUUUACCAUCUGAUACUGAAAGUUCAGAUCUAUCAACUGAACCACAAAAUAACCCCGAUGAAGCUCGAAGAUUUACAAAACCUUCACCAGAUGAACUUUCUGAGAUUUCAGAUUUUAAAACAGACUCCCCUAAUCGUUGUCGUUUAUCACUUUUAGAAACAUCACAGUUUGAAUCUACGCAGAACAGAAAUUCCAAUGAUUCACUUUCUUCACCUAUUUCUUCACAACCAGAGUGUGCAUUGGAUUCCGAAGAAAACGAAGAUACACAGCUAACGGUCGCUGGUAAAACCCAAAAACCUGAAAGUUCUACUGCCUUUCAACGAUCACCUGUCUCCAAACCUGUUUGUCCUGUUCAAGAGGUUCAACGCAGAAGAGGUCGGCCACGAAAGAAAAACCAAUUGUCACCUAAAUACUCAUCUAAUUUCAGUCCGCAAAAAGAGACGUUUGGUUUUGAAGACUCUUUAGUUUCUACAGAAUCUAGUUCUGAAGAUGAUAUGUUUAAGACGAAUGAUGUUAGUUCCCGCGAUUUCUCUACUUGUGAUAAUAUCCCUUCAAAAGUUAACCAAGUGAAUCAUCAAUCAAACACCGAUUGGUCUAUAUUACGCGCAUCUUUGGAGUUUCAGCCUUCAGAUUUUACUACUAUUCCUUUGACGUAUAACUCUCAACCUUCUGGAGGUUCACGUAGAAAGCAGAAUCUUGGUGGCUUAUGCAGAAACAAUAUGGCCUUGUCAACUGUUGAUCAAAUUAAUAAAUAUACAUCAUUUCCAGACACUGAUAUUCCUCAGAAAAUGAGUUUAAUUUCUGAUCACAGAUAUCCUUUAUACCAUUCUCCGGGAUUUCCUGCCUCAGUAAACUCAAGGGAUCGUGAUAACUUGAAGCUAUCUGAAAAAUAUUUAAAGUCUGAUGAUUUAGAUGGAGAAAGUACGGAUGGUGCUUCAAUGGAAUCUGUAGAUAUUGUAGAAACUGUGGAGUGUAAAUAUAUGUGGCCUGAAUCCCUCCUCACUGAGCAUAAUUAUUUUCGUGUUCCUGAAAUCGGAUCUGUUAUUCACUAUCGAUCUACUAGGAAAGUAGCUAAACACAAUUUAAAGUCAAAGGAUAGUUUCGUCGACAGUCAUUUGACCACAGCGGACAAACUACGAAAACGGUCUUGGCCGACAGACCCUAUGUACAUUAGUGGUGACGUCAGUGAUGAUGAUUCCCAUGGUUCUUCCAAGUGGUUCAAACUGUCGAAGCGUUCGAACGUUUCGGAGUUAAGGAAUGAAGAGGUCCCUGGAAGUUGUAAAGCUGACUUAAAAGCUAAUAAGCUUUUGACAGAUGAGAAUAAGAAGCCGAAGUAUAUUAAAGCAAAACCUGAAACUUCGAAAGUUCGUGGGUCACGUGAACUGGCUAGUCUUUUAGCACCAGUACCUAAAUCUGAAAUUCGUCGUGUUAUGGGUGAAUCUUGCGGUCUACUGAAAGAAGAAAUGUACAAACGUAUGUCUGGAGAGCGAGGUUUUUCUCGAUCACAACCACAUUUUCAACCAAGGUCGGCAUCUGAAGAAGAUUACAUCCUGAGGAGUAUUUUCGUUUUUGGUAUAGAUGCAGAAGAUCUUAGUUUUAUGUGUGAAGCUUAUCAGUUUCUGCUAAGUAAAUGCCACUCACCAUUAGAUAUCAAUUCACAUGAUAAUUCCAAACAAGACAAUUAUUAUAUGAACGCUAAAGUCGUUGAUCCUCGUGUUGUAAAUAUUAUAAACCUUUCACACUGGGUUGAACAUCCGCCUACCCUUGCCGCUGAUCCCAUUACUGUCACAACGCACGUUAACAAUAAUGGACAUCUUGUUAAUUCACGCAAUUUGUGGUCAGGUCGACAAAAGCCUGAGCGUCAACGAUAUCAAGACAAAUUAUUGUGUUCUAAAAAUUCCACAUCCAAAUUAUCUUCUGUUCAUCAUAAAUCCUUUGCACGAUCAUCUGAUUCAGAUGACCUUAAUUCCUCUUUAUCUGAUCAACCACUAAAUUACUCUUCUGAUGAAAAACACAAAAAGGAUUUGAGCAACAGCUCAGUAUGUAAAAAGGAAUGUUCUCCCACUUACUCACCUGUAAAUACUUCAUAUAAUCACAAACUAAGACUCUCCUGGCCUAAGUUUGAUGACCAAAUACUGGCAGUAGCGAAUUAUGCCGCUUCCUUAAAUGAGAAUGUUGAUGCAGUUGGAGAUAGUGUUGAUAUUCACCUUGGUCCUGCAGCUUGUUUACCGCCAAUCCAUUCAUCAGGGUCAGCUCGAACACAAGGCUAUUACCGAAUGCCUACCGAGGAAAGAUUUCGACGUCCUUGGUGUGUCGGUCGGAGUUUAAUUGGAGAAGACGGUCGUCGUCGCCCUAUUCCCUUAAUGCCUGCAACUGUACAAGCACAGCUUGGAGGUGAUGCAGCAUUACAAGCUAUCGGUGAAAAUAUUGAGGAACGUUUAACCGAACAAGCAUCCGAAGCCAAGAAAAAACAACUCACUCAAUUUCGAGAGGCUCGAUCUGUUCAACGUCGAUUGUUAGCUGAAUUUCAAGAUAUUGAAACUGGCGAUUUGCUUAAAUUUAAUCAGUUAAAGUUUCGUAAAAAGCAACUCAUAUUCGCCAAAUCGCCUAUCCAUGCAUGGGGCCUUAUAGCUUUGGAACCAAUAGCUGCCGAAGAAAUGGUGAUUGAAUAUGUUGGCCAUGUGGUUCGUAAGGGUGUCGCUGAGCUACGUGAACAUCAAUAUGAAGCCAAAGGAAUCGGUGGCUCUUAUCUUUUCCGGAUUGAUGAUGAAUUUGUAAUUGAUGCCACAAUGUGUGGCAAUAAUGCUCGGUUUAUCAACCACAGUUGUCAGGUAUGCUUUAUAUGAAUGUCAGAUUAUUUUAUCAACUAUUUACUUAAGAAAUGUCAUAACUGAUUUAUGUAGAGAUGUUCAAUACUGUUUGUUUACGUUUAAUGUAACUGUAUUUUCCAUCAUGUUAAUCGUUAACAUAGUAAUCGAUACUGACUAAAGUUCUCACAUUCGUCUUUCGAUAAAUCAUAUAGUACGUUUACAUAAACGUAGUAUCCAGUGUAGUGAUCAUCAAUAAACAUUUUGUAUCAAAUACUCAGUACAUUUUUUUACUGAUGUAUAUGUUUGGAUAGUGAUUAGGUUUUGUUGUUCUGCUUAUUCAUAUACUACUCAAGAAAUUGUGCGAUAUAUGAGUGAUGUUUUCUUUUGACUGUUCCAAUAUUUUGUUUUUGAAAUCCCGAACAAGUGAUGCUGGAUUUUUUUAUUGUGAUCACUAUAUAUGUCCAUCCGAACGUUGGGAAGCUUUAUUUAGUUAAUAAAAUAAGACAUUUUCUGUUGCGUAUUUACACGAUGACAUGUUUUACAUUUUAUUAUAUAGUUUAUUCACUAUGUAGAAGCGCUUAUUUUCAAAUUUGAGUUCAUUUUAUGGUUCAGUCUUAUAAAUAUAUGUUUUGAAAUUCAGGUUAAAAUCUUCUAAAUAAUUGAUUCAGUAAAUACGAAGUAUGGUAACAAAAUGUCAUUAACAAAUGUAUAGUUAAUUAUCACUAUAGAAAAAAAAUAUAUGCUUGUGAUUGUACAUCUUUGUGAAUGAAUUAGUUGGAAAAAAACUCUUCACUGAAUCAAUCUUUCCUGUUCUUAUGUCUCUGAGAUUCCAUCUUUAUCCGCGUCAGAAUACUUUUUAUUAUCAUUCUGAAUUUUAUUUACAUGUGCUGUAUUGAGUAUUUUCUUGUUUUAUGCUUGUACAUUUGAAGCUAAAACUAAUGCUUACAUUUAACUUUUUUCAUAGUACUUUUAAGGUGAAUGUUAUCAUUUAUGGAUAUCACUUACUCAGCGUUAAUAAGGUCAUUUAACUAUAUUCUCUGUUAUCUUAUAGAUUGGUGUUAUCAAGAAUGUUAAAUAUUGGGUCAUUUACAGUGCAGAUGUAGUCAUCUUUUUUUUAAAUAACUGAAAUCGAUAAAUCUUAGUUUAAAAAUAUCCAUAUUCAGCCGUUCGGUAGGGGGACGGAAUUCGCACCCUGAUGGUUACUGAUAUCGAUUGUGUUUCUUUUUUUAUAUGAAACAAAACCAGCGUUUUGUGCUUUGUUGAAUAAUUUUUACAAAAUAAAGAUAAUUUUAUUUUUGUUUCUCAUCCCCAGUAAAACACAAACCCUAACAUACAGCCAAAACAAUAUUUCAGGCAGAAUAAUAUCAGUUCAUUAUAUUUCGUGGUUUCUCAUCAGCUUCUCACAAUCAUAUAUAAUAUUAAAGUGUAACAUCGAGGUAUGAUAUAUAAUGUAAAGCGAUUGGCAUUGAUAACGGAAAGAAUUAAAGUAACAAAGGCUAUGAAUAAUAAC